AUGAUUGCAGAGAAACGAAGGUUCUACACAAAGUUGUUUAUCUGUGUAGGCGUGAUGUUUGUAUCACCACUGGUUGUUCAUGCGGUAGGAAGACUGUCUGGGAGUGAUUCGCCAUUGCUUUCGUUUGGGUCGCUCAUUCUUGUGCUAGGAUCGAUGGGAAUGAUCUGCAAGCUUGCGAUUGAUAGAGAGGCAGAAAAGAAGAAUAGGAGGGAAAGGAAGAUGAAGAAUAAAUGA
Molecule: messenger RNA, 234 nt
Organism: Ordospora colligata OC4
Lineage: Eukaryota; Fungi; Microsporidia; Ordosporidae
Exons: 1
Coding region: 1-234 (77 amino acids)
Source: RefSeq, a predicted model, not a curated record